This is a messenger RNA of Alligator mississippiensis (American alligator), 2151 nucleotides long. RefSeq names its product ganglioside GM2 activator (gene GM2A). The record is from RefSeq and is a predicted model, not a curated record. NCBI's taxonomy places the organism in Eukaryota, Metazoa, Chordata, Crocodylia, Alligatoridae. Gene Ontology annotation, cellular component: cytoplasmic side of plasma membrane. The coding region runs from base 57 to 632 and encodes 191 amino acids. The transcript is spliced from 4 exons. Gene Ontology annotation, biological process: ganglioside catabolic process; lipid transport. Gene Ontology annotation, molecular function: lipid carrier activity; enzyme activator activity.
GCUUUCCGCCGCUGCCGGGGACGCCGUGCCCGCUCCGCUCCGCUCCGCUCCGCACCAUGCAGCCGGCCGCGCUGGCGCUGGCGCUCGCCGCCCUCCAGCUGUGCACAGCUGGAUCCGCGCCGCGCCCCAGGCUCCGCCAGGUUCGUGGCUUCUCGUGGGAGGACUGUGGUGGCGGGAAGGAUCCCAUCGUACUCCAGAGUCUCUCCAUAGCCCCGGACCCCAUCCACAUCCCAGGGAAUGUGAAAGUCAGCGCGAGCGUCACCAGCUCAACUCCCAUGACCUCGCCUCUGAAGGGGGUCGUAACACUGGAGAAGAAGGUGGCCGAAAUAUGGAUACAGAUCCCCUGCAUCGACCAGAUGGGCAGCUGCACAUAUGACAACCUCUGCAGCAUCCUGGAUGACAUUAUCCCCCCCGGCCAGCCAUGCCCGGAGCCCCUGGUCACCUACGGCAUCCCCUGCCACUGCCCCUUCAAAGCAGGCUCCUACUCCCUGCCCACCAGCGACUUCGCCUUGCCUGACAUAGAGCUGCCCUCGUGGCUGACCAACGGCGACUACCGCAUCCGGGGUGUCGUGAGCUAUGGCGGCAAGGAGCUCUCCUGUGUCCAGCUGGAGCUAUCCGUCCACUCCGACUGAGGGCGGGUGGCCGCGGCUGACCCUGAGCUGUCUCCCCUGCUGCUGCUACCAUCCCUCCUUCCUGCUCCCUGUCCUGGGAGACACGCUGGGGGUGGUGGGCAGCUGCCCUGCUGUCAGUCCGAGCCACCUUGUGCACCCCAUGCUGUAGAGCAAAGUGUCCUGCCUCCCCGUCCCCUGGGGUGCCGGCCAGCGGUGCCCCAUUCAGCUCCCUGUACCAGCUUCGGGCCUCACCCAGGGUCCCCUGAAGUCAGUAGAAAGACCUAGGACAGACCCCCCCAUUUCAGAGGACUUUGGACCAGGCUCUUGAAUCCCAGCGGGGUGGGCAGCCAGGCUCUUCCCACCCUGCCGCCUCCGGCCCGCGGAGAUCUGCUGACUCCUAAUCCCAUGCACAAGGCUUCCCAGGCGCGGAGCUACUUUCCAGGUCACCCCCCCAGCCUCCCACCAGAGCAAAGGCAGCUGUAAGGAGGCCUGAUGAAGUAGACACUUCAUGCCUGCUUGCAAUUAAACCGCUUUCCUAACACUAAACACUGCAUGCAUCUUCCUCCUCCCUCCAGCCAGGAAUAGCAGCAGCCAUCCAGCUUGCUGAAGUAAAACAAAAUGGGUCUUCAGACCCCUUCACGCACUUCGGCGGGAGCUGGGCCAAGCAUUAUAAUAGCCGUUCUUAAUGGAUAAAUCAGGGAGACACGCCAUGCUCGGGGUCUGCGGGACCAGCAGCCAGUCUGUUUUGUGGCGGUCCUUCCUAUGAGUCAGCCGCAGCAUGGAGCCCGUGUCUCGGCAGGUAGCCCCAAGAUCUGUGACAUCCUGUAACCUUCCCCGACGGGACCGAGCCAGGACAGAUCCAGUCCAAAGACAAUGUUGCUGGCCGUGAGGGGAAUCAAGCAGGCGGGCUGGGCUUGGCCUGCCAGCGCAACGGACCGUCGACUGCAUGGACGCGGCCUCUCGCCGGAGGAGAGAGACCAAGAAACAAGUGCCACAUUCCUUCCUCCCCCACGGGACCAAGAGACUCGCUCUACCAACAGAGGGAGAUCGGCUUCUGCAGUGCAGAUGUUUGCCUCUGGAAGGCAAUGCAGUACCUGCUUCCCGAGCACGCCGAAACGUGUUUGCUUAUGGAGCUGGCCCUCGGGUGCGCGCGGGAGACGCCCCACCGUGGCCGCACACCCUCUCCACUUAUCCUGUGCCCUCGGCUCGCACCCUGCCCUGGGGUUGUGCAACACAAGGAAGCAUGAGAUGCUAUCACCAUGUCUUCAAGUCCCCAUGCCGUAACCACUGCACGUCCUGAUCUGGCUCAGGGCUCGCUCUGUGCCAUACUCGCAACUGAAGGGCGGAUCUGCCUCCCAAUACUUUGCAAGCCUUUAACAACUACCUUCCCGCUUCCUGAGUUUGAUGCUUAACAGCCUCCCAAAUGACGUGCUAACCCUCUUGCCCACAGCCUCAUUGCUUGGUGUUUUCCUCGCUGGGUUUAAUGUGAGGAGAGCCACUGCCCUUAGCGGUGAGUUUUAAUAAAUCUUUUUACCUAGAA